UAGAACCAAGAAACAAGAACUGGGAAUGUAAAAUUAACAACAUACCAACCCCUCACUGGUCUUUAAAAUCUAGGGUUUCUCUAAAUUCUUCCCUCUAAAAAACAAAUUUCUAAACCCCUCUGAUAUCUCUAUCAAUAGCAAUGGAUCUUUUACAGAACUAUACCAAGAGUGAUGAUGAAGAUGAAGAGGAAAAGCAGGUUAAUGAAGAAGAAAACCCUCCUUCACCAGAUUCAUCUCCACCAAGAAUUUCUCUUCCAUCAAAAUCUUCAGCUCCUACCGUGGAUGAUACAAUGCUUGCUUUAACAGUAGCAGGUAAAAAUCGAAUUCUUAAUAAACCUAUUGAUCCAGUUCAACAUGUAGUAGCUUACAAUCCAACUUAUGAUCAACUAUGGGCACCGAUCUGUGGUCCUGCUCAUCCUUAUGCAAAGGAUGGUCUAGCUCAAGGUAUGAGAAAUCAUAAAUUAGGUUUUGUUGAGAACGCAGCAAUUGAUACAUUUGUUUUCGAUGAACAAUAUAAUACGUUUCAUAAGUAUGGUUAUGCUGCUGAUCCUUCGGGUUCAUCCGGAACCAAUUAUGUUGGUGAUUUAGAUGCGUUACAGAAAAACGAUGGAAUUUCUGUUUAUAAUAUUCCUCAAUCUAAACAGCGAAAGAGAAAACUCGAGAAAAAGAUUGAGCGGCAAGAGGAUGAGGCUAAUGAUGUUGAUUUGGAUGAUGUUAAUAAUCCUUCAUCCGAAAACUGGUUAAAGAAGAAUAGACAGAGUCCCUGGGCUGGGAAGAAACAAGGGGUGGAAGUUGAACUUACAGAGGAGCAAAAGAAGUAUGCUGAAGAGUAUGCGGCGAAAAAGGCUGAGAAGGAGAAGGGAAGUGAUAAUAAAGGGGAAGUUGUGGCUGAGAAGAGUACAUUUCAUGGGAAAGAAGAGAAAGAUUAUCAGGGUAGGUCAUGGAUUGCACCACCAAAAGAUGCAAAAGCGAAAAAUGAUCAAUGUUACAUGCCAAAAAGAUGGAUUCAUACUUGGAGUGGUCAUACAAAGGGUGUUGCUGCUAUUCGGUUCUUUCCGAAACAAGGACAUCUGCUACUUUCAGCUGGAAUGGAUUCAAAGGUUAAGAUUUGGGAUGUUCACAAUUCUGGUAAGUGUAUGAGAACAUAUAUGGGGCAUGGAAAGGCGGUUCGUGAUAUAUCGUUUUCUAAUGAUGGGACUAAGUUUUUGAGUGCUGGGUAUGAUAAGAAUAUUAAGUAUUGGGAUACAGAAACUGGGCAGGUGAUAUCCACUUUUUCAACUGGGAAGGUACCAUAUGUGGUUAAACAAAAUCCUGACGAUGAUAAACAGAAUAUUUUACUAGCUGGAAUGAGCGAUAAGAAGAUAGUUCAAUGGGAUAUGAAUUCUGGGCAGAUCACACAAGAGUAUGAUCAGCAUUUGGGGGCAGUGAAUACUAUCACAUUUGUUGAUGAUAACCGGAGAUUUGUUACGUCAAGUGAUGAUAAAUCUCUUCGAGUGUGGGAAUUUGGAAUCCCAGUUGUUAUUAAGUACAUUAGUGAACCUCAUAUGCACUCAAUGCCAGCAAUUUCCUUGCACCCAAAUUCGAAUUGGCUUGCAGCACAGAGCUUGGACAACCAGAUUCUUAUUUACAGUACAAGGGAGAGGUUUCAGCUUAAUAAGAAGAAGAGAUUUGCAGGGCACAUUGUGGCUGGGUAUGCUUGCCAAGUUAAUUUCUCACCGGACGGGCAGUAUGUUAUGUCUGGAGACGGUGAGGGCAAGUGUUGGUUUUGGAAUUGGAAGACUUGCAAAGUUUCACGAACUCUGAAGUGUCAUGAAGGUGUCUGUAUUGGAGUUGAGUGGCACCCAUUGGAACAAAGUAAAGUGGCUACUUGUGGCUGGGACGGCAUGAUCAAAUACUGGGACUAGUCUGUUCAACCGUUUGCUCUCAGCCUCAGAUAGCGGUAGAUUGACUGCAACACCUGACAGAGCAUGCAAGAGAGACAAACUGUAUGCAGAGCUGGAGCCACGGAAGUGUUGUCUGACUGCUCCCAACUACUGCAUCCCGUUCCUCAGGCCGCCACCGCGGUUUAUUUCUAUUUCAUCAUGAAUAUACGCUUGUAUUUUAGCUGCCUGUGUUCCGUGGCUCCUUGAAUCUUUAGGUCAUCUUAUAAAACAAAGACAUGGUUCUUGUUCUGCUUAAUUUUGUACUAAGCUUGUUGUACCAUCAUUAUCUUAUCAGCUCACCUAUGAUAGUUAAAAAGUCAUCGUGGAAUACAUCAUGUUUUUGAACUGUUUACUGGA
Molecule: messenger RNA, 2279 nt
Organism: Papaver somniferum (opium poppy)
Lineage: Eukaryota; Viridiplantae; Streptophyta; Magnoliopsida; Ranunculales; Papaveraceae
Product: pre-mRNA-processing factor 17-like
Exons: 2
Coding region: 141-1904 (587 amino acids)
Biological process (GO): mRNA splicing, via spliceosome
Cellular component (GO): catalytic step 2 spliceosome
Molecular function (GO): mRNA binding; protein binding
Source: RefSeq, a predicted model, not a curated record